AUUUUUUGUGUGUGAAAUGCACCACCAUUUCAAUUCGUGGUGGUACAUCGCCCUCCAGCGGCUAAGUUGUGUAUAACUUGUGUUGUCUAAAUCAAACAGAUGGUCUCAAACACCAGCUAAGCUAACACGUACCAAGCGUAAAAUUUUCUUUCGACGCUUCGCAGUUUAGCGCAGCGCUUCUUCUUUUCCCGUCAUAAGUGUCUCUGAGAGUCGCAGCCCUGCAUUCCAAAAAGGAAGACGAGUACUUCACCAUGAGCUCAGAUGAUGGUGACCUGGAGAACCAGGCUGAGCUGGAGGAGAAGACCAGGCUCAUCAACCAGGUGCUGGAGCUCCAGCACACCUUGGAGGGCAAAAACCUUGCAGACUGACGUCCUGGACCUGGACCAUGUGUGUGUUGCAGACCUGUCUGCCCGGGUGGAUGCAGUGAAGGAGGAGAACCUGAAGUUGAAGUCGGAGAACCAGGUUCUGGGCCAGUACAUCGAGAACCUCAUGUCUGCCUCUAGUGUCUUCCAGACGACCGACACCAAGAGUAAACGGAAGUAGGCAGAACUUCUGACAUCACUGAGCCCAGUCGGACCCGGAAACACCGCAGCGUCUGGCCUCAUGGACUCUUUAAUAAUGUCUAGUCUGGGACAUAAAGCCAAGCCUGAAUGUAAAUAUUGGUAUUUAUCUUCACUUGACCACUAGGGGGCAAUGUUUAAAGGUUCUGGAGACGUCAAACACAUAAGCUGGUUGGAAGGAGGAGGAGUCAGCCACAAGAUCAGCAGGGGAUUGGAUGAAUCAUGUUAUGAUGUAAUGAACUGUCAUUUCUCAGUAUUUUAGUGACUUUUUUUUCCUAGCAUAGAUUUCAAAACAGAGGUUGAUCCGUUUACACAAUUAUGCUAACUGUUUUUUCAAACACAGGUGGAAUUUAGGAAAUCCAAUCCAUUUUUAAUACCUGAAACACUCAAAUUGUAAAUACUGUGUUAUAACCAAGAUAAUGACAUCACUUGGUAAAUUACACAUUUGCUACAUAAUGUAGUUACAAAGCAGAAAAAAGACGGGAUAAAAAUAAAACUCAUCUUUAUGGCUGCUUUCAAAAAUCUGCAGAGUUCAUCUCAUAUGAGAAAGAUGUAGGACUGCUACUAAUGACUAUUUUAGUAAUCGAUUAAUCUAUUAAUUAUUCUGAUGAUUAAUCAGACAAAAAAUUGGCAAUUUGUCAACAUUUAUAAUGGCGCUUUUAUCUUAAAUUUAAAAUGUAUGCAUAUUGUACAGCAUGUUGUUUUUAUAACCAUAUUAACUUUUCUUGAGUCUGUAACUUCUAGUUAACGUUUUUUCAAUAACCGAUUAAUCACAAUCAGUCCAGUUAAUCGUUUCAGUCCUAGAGAAAUAUCAAUGGCAGAAAAUCAACUGAAGAUGCUGCGUAGCUGCUGAGGUGAGUGCAGUCGGACAGCCUGUUUUCUUCAUGCUGUCUGAGCAGAGCGGCUCGGUCCGUUGGUUCCACAGUACCAGCUGCUCGCUCUGAAAGCACACAGCCUGAGAUCUGCCCACAUCAUCCUGACGGUCUGCAGAGCGCUGCGGCUCCAGUGUUUGGAAGCGCAGGUUUAUCUGCUGGUGUCUCCACUCUGCUGCCGGACACCAGGAGAAACAACACUGCCCUCUGGUGGUCACGCAUUCCAUUACGUUCUGUUGUCUGAAACAUGGAGCCUCUGUCCGUGUUCAGGAACCGUCAGUGAGUCAGUAUUAGUUCUGUUGUCCAGGUGAAGCAGUCAAUGUUUCCCGCUGCGCUCAGUAACGUCUCUGUCUGUGCUUCUUGUGACUGGCAGCCAUGUUGGAUUAAAGCAUCCAGACUCUGAGGUCAUCCUCCCUGUUGUGCUUGUGGAAUGUUUUUAUUAUUUCUAAUAUUGACUGAAUAAAGUUGUGAUGAUUGUUUCUGAUGAA
Gambusia affinis (western mosquitofish) is the source of this 1920-nucleotide messenger RNA. Its product is annotated as short coiled-coil protein B. The record is from RefSeq and is a predicted model, not a curated record. NCBI's taxonomy places the organism in Eukaryota, Metazoa, Chordata, Actinopteri, Cyprinodontiformes, Poeciliidae. Gene Ontology annotation, cellular component: trans-Golgi network. Bases 262 to 543 code for a protein of 93 amino acids. The transcript has 4 exons.